Molecule: messenger RNA, 1521 nt
Organism: Eimeria mitis
Lineage: Eukaryota; Apicomplexa; Conoidasida; Eucoccidiorida; Eimeriidae
Exons: 1
Coding region: 1-1521 (506 amino acids)
Source: RefSeq, a predicted model, not a curated record
AUGCCCACGUCAUCGCUCGCCGAAGCCCGCAGCUGCUGCAGCGGCCAAUGCACCCCUAGGCGGAAUGAGUCGUCAGAAGCAUCCGGGCAGUCGGCAGCAGCAGCAGCCGUGGCAGUUCCCUUUAAGCAAGACCGUUCUGUAGGAACAGCCAGGAGGCGGCAACAUGACCCGUUUUCAGAAGCUGUGCUGCAGCUGCUGCACGACGAAAAGCAGCAGCAGCAGCAGCAGCAGCAGCAAAGGGCAGUCAGGAGAAAUCAUCCUACCUCGGCCCACAAAGUCCAGCAGCAGCAGCCGCAACAGAAAGAAGUGUAUGCUGCUUCUCUAUCCCCACCAGGUCGCUCUAUCGCAAUGAAGAAGCAGCAUUCUGUGCAGCAUCAAAACGUCAACCUUGCAAAACCAGACACCAGCGAGCAGCACUUGGCAGCAGAACAUUCAGCACACAAUGACGUGGGACCAGCAUCAAAGACGGACGAAGGCGGAGCUGCAACACAGUCAGAAUCAGCAGGAACGGCGGAGGGGAAAACAGCAGCAGCUCUUGCUGCUAUUGUAGAAGCAGCAUCUGCAGGGCUCCGCACUACAAUGACUUCACAAGGGCAACCGCAGCAAUGCCAGGAGCAGCGCCCCUACUCUGAAACGACGUCAAGCAUUUCCAUGGGAGAUUCCUCAUAUGCAUCCUCAAAGUCGGUGGUUGCAGAGACUGCUGCAGCAGAGGCUAAGGCCACUCCAGCUAAAGCUGUUGCCGCAUCCACUUCAGAGCCCGUUGCCGCAGCAGCAGGUCCAGAGGCAGAAGCAACUGCAGAAACAGCAGAAAAAAAGCCGGAAGUAGCACUAACAGAAAGUGCAACAGGUGAGAACAAGCCAAACAAGCAGCAGCAGCAGCUCCAGGGCAAACCAGUGUCCGCUGGGAAGACGACAUCGUCCACAGAAAGCAAGCGCCACAUGCAACGCGGUGUCAGCACCAGCUGUAACAGCAGUAGCAACAGCAGCAGCAACAACAACAACGUCAGCAGUAGCAACAGCAGUAGCAGCAGCAACAACAGUAGCAGCAACAGCAGUAGCAGCAACAGCAGAUCCGCCAAUUCCAGAACAGCUGUAGCGAAGCGGUUCGGGGGGCAGCCGGACGAGGCAGGAACACGAAGUGAGCAGACGGUGCUGCAAAGGCGCUUGCCCCAGCAGCAGUAUUCAAGGCAGCAACAGCAGCAGAAGAAAGCAACAGCAAAAUCAGCGGCAGCAGCUGCAGCAGCUGCAGACAAACCAGGCCUUAGCGCUACUUCAGCUCCUACCCAUAGCACUACGGCGCCUCAGCAACAACAGCGGCGAGAGCGGCAGCUGUUGCUACUGCAGCAGCAGCGGCAACGACUGAGGCGGGAAAAGCAAUUGCAGCAGCAGCAGCAGCUAUCUCCUCUGGAGGAGUUGAAACUUCGGAGAAUCAAAGUCAAAGAAAUUGCUUUGCAGCAAAGACUAAAGGCUAGUGGACUGGCGUAUGUACUUGAAAUGAUAAACCCAAACACGCACGUCUAG